AUGGCGACCAAGAAGCCCAACAUUCUGUACAUCAUGGCCGACCAGAUGGCCGCGCCGCUGCUGUCGCUGCAUGAUAAGAACUCGCCCAUCAAGACUCCCAACCUCGACCGUCUCGCCGAGGGAGGGGUGGUCUUCGACUCAGCCUACUGCAAUGCGCCCUUGUGCGCUCCGUCACGGUUUGUCAUGGUCAGCGGCCAGCUGCCCUCCAAGAUCGGCGCCUAUGAUAACGCCGCCGAUUUACCCGCGGACACUCCCACGUACGCUCACUACCUGCGCCGUGAGGGCUACCACACGGCCCUGGCCGGUAAGAUGCAUUUCUGCGGCCCGGACCAGCUUCAUGGCUAUGAACAGCGAUUGACGAGCGAUAUUUACCCCGGUGACUACGGCUGGUCCGUUAAUUGGGAUGAACCCGAAGUUCGCCUGGACUACUACCACAACAUGUCCUCCGUCAUGGAGGCGGGCCCGGUCGUCCGCACCAACCAGCUGGACUUUGACGAGGAGGUCAUCUACAAGUCGGAGCAAUAUCUCUACGACCAUGUGCGCCACCGUAACGAGCAGCCCUUCUGCCUGACCGUGUCCAUGACCCACCCCCACGACCCAUACGCCAUGACCAAGGAGUUCUGGGACUUGUACGAGGACGUUGAGAUCCCCCUGCCCAAGAACGGCCCUAUCCCCCAUGAUCAGCAGGAUCCCCAUUCACAGCGUAUCUUGAAGUGCAUUGAUUUGUUCAACAAGGAGAUCCCGGAUGAGCGGAUCAAGGCUGCCCGCCGCGCUUACUAUGCGGCCUGCAGUUAUGUCGAUGCGAACAUUGGCAAGCUCUUGCGGGUGCUGAAGAACACCGGUCUGGACGAGAACACCAUCAUUUGCUUCAGCGGGGACCACGGUGACAUGCUUGGCGAGCGCGGGCUUUGGUACAAAAUGAGCUGGUUCGAGAACUCGGCGCGCGUGCCCAUGCUUUUCUACGCCCCCAAGCACUUCGCUCCCACGCGGGUCCCUCAGAAUGUGUCCACCAUGGACCUGCUGCCCACCUUUGCUGAACUGGCUGGCGCUCCGCUCGUCAAGGAACUUCCGCUCGACGGGGUCUCCCUGGUCCCCUACUUGACCGGCGGAGAAGGUCUCCGCACCGACACCGUUUAUGGGGAAUACAUGGGCGAGGGCACCCAGGCCCCGUUGAUCAUGAUCCGAACGGGCCCGUGGAAGUUCGUGUACUCCACACUCGACCCGCCCCAGCUCUACAACUUGGUCGAUGACCCGGAGGAGAUGAACAACCUGGUCGCGGGGCUCCCGGUGCCCGCUGCCGGCCGUUCGCUUCCGGCCGCCCCUGGAAAGUCCGACCUCUUGAGCGCUGCCGUCAACCUGCCCACCCCCAGCGAUACGCCGCGUGCUUCGCCCAUGCCCCAGCGUGCCGCAGACCGUGUGUCGUACCCCUUCCCUUCGCCCACCCCUCCUCGCUCCCCGAGCCCUGCCCGUGCGCUGCCCGUCCUUCCAGACUCCAAGGAGCCUGUCCGACUUUUGGCCCACUUCAUGGAGGAGAUCUACAACCGAUGGGACCUCGAGGCCAUCCGCCAGGAUGUGCUGCGCUCGCAGCGCCGUCGCCGUCUGGUCUACUCUGCUCUGAUCAAGGGUACCCCGACCGUGUGGGACCACGAGCCGCGCGUGGACCCAAGCACCCAGUAUGUGCGCAACCAGGGCCGCGGUGUCCUGGACGACAUUGAGAUCAUGUCGCGCUGGCCUCGUGUCUUGGCCCAGGCAGCCACUGCCAACGGAAUCUCUGUCUAG
Molecule: messenger RNA, 1779 nt
Organism: Penicillium chermesinum
Lineage: Eukaryota; Fungi; Ascomycota; Eurotiomycetes; Eurotiales; Aspergillaceae
Product: putative choline sulfatase
Exons: 1
Coding region: 1-1779 (592 amino acids)
Molecular function (GO): sulfuric ester hydrolase activity
Source: RefSeq, a predicted model, not a curated record